Messenger RNA from Plasmodium vinckei vinckei, 2289 nucleotides. RefSeq names its product zinc finger protein, putative. The record is from RefSeq and is a predicted model, not a curated record. Gene Ontology annotation, molecular function: zinc ion binding. Lineage: Eukaryota; Apicomplexa; Aconoidasida; Haemosporida; Plasmodiidae. The transcript has 8 exons. Bases 1 to 2289 code for a protein of 762 amino acids.
AUGAAUAAUGUUAGGAAUAGGUAUACAUUAAGUAAUGGAAAAAAAGAAAAAUACAAUGACAUUGAAAACAUGUGUAACAGUAUAAAAGAAAGGAGUUAUGAAGGUUGUGAUCCAUACAAUGAAAAUAUGAGUAAUGAAAAGGAGGACAACAAUGUUAAUACAAAUACUAAAUUUUUUAACAAAGAGAAAAGAAAUAUAAAAGUUAGCGAAUAUAGCAAUAAAAAUAAAAACAUAUAUAAUAGUAAAAGUAGUUAUAAAAGCUAUACUAAUCAUAAUUAUGUUGAUAAGGGUAAUAAUUAUGUAAAUAAAAUGGAUAGAGAACAAAAUAAUCGCUUCACAAAUAAAAAUGAUGGACACAAUGAUAAAAAAAAGUAUAUCCAUAAUAAACGAUUUUAUAAUAAUUAUAACAUGAAUAAUAGUGAAAAAUAUUAUAGUAGUAAAUAUAAAGAAGAAAAUGGGUAUAUAAAAAGUUCUUUUAGAGAAAAUAAUUAUAAUAAUAGAAAUUCAAAUAAAAACAAUUUUAAUCAUAAUUUAAACAUAGAUAUUGAUAAACAAAAUAAUAAAAGUUCACGAUAUAGGAAUAAUGAAUAUGGUAAUUAUUAUAAUAAUGAAAAUAGAUUUAAUAAAAUUAAUAAAAAAAUUGAUAAUACAAAUGAUAGCAAUUUUAGUAACAUAUCUAAACAUAAGACAGUUGAAAAAGAGGAUAAACUUCCAUUAUCAAAUGAUUGUGAAAAUAUAAAAUCAGAAGAACAUUUCGAUUUAAAAAAUACUGAUAUAAAUUCUAGUGACAAUUAUGAAUGUAAUAAGUAUAGAGUGCAAGCAAAUCAUGAAAAGUGUCAGAACUUUGAAAAUAAUGAAAACUAUAAAAAUGAAUCAUCUAAUCAAACUUCAAGGGAAAACAGUGAAAUCUCCAAAACGCCAAAUAAAGAAACUUAUGAAACUGGGGAAAAUGUCAAUGGAAAUAUAUCAUCAGAUUUAAAUAAAGACAGUAAUGGUAAUACAAAUGAAGAUUUAAAAAAAUUAAAAAGAGAAGAAGAGAAAAAAAAAGUAAAGAACUGGAAACCAGAAGAACAAGCUUUACUUGAAGAAGGAUUGCGAGUUUAUAAAGAUUUAAAAAAUUCACCACAAAAAUGGGAAAAAGUUAGUCAAAUUGUAAAAACAAAAAAUUCAGAUGAAUGUCUGAAGCGUUUUCUUUAUUGCAGAUUUGUUGUUAUGAAAGAGAGAGAGAAAAUUGAAAAGGAAAAAAUCGAAAAAGAGAAACUAGAAAAAGAGAAAAUCGAAAGAGAGAAACUAGAAAAGGAAAGAAUGGAAAAGGAAAAACUGGAGGAAGAAAACGAUGAGAAUGAGCAAGAUAUAGAUAGUGAUGAUAUGGAUAUAAAUAAUAAUAUAAAUGUAAAAGGGGAAAAUAUAUUAUUGAAAAAUGUUUAUUUGAAGAAUAUAUCAUUAUAUAAGGCAGUUUUAUUAAAAUUUCAAUUAGUUUGUACACGAUGUUGCAAUACAUUUGAUGUCACUGUAACAAGCAAAGACCAACCUCAAAUAGUGUGUAAUUGCACCAAUUGUAGUAGCAAUGCAAUUAUUGAAGUUUACAGAAAUAUUUGUUUUUUGGGAAAUAGCUGUAUUUGCGUAUUAAAAUUUAAUCAAUGUUCACUGAUGGACUUGCUAGCGGGAGACUAUAGCAUAAAUUGUGAAGGGUGUGGAAGAAAAACUCUCGUAAAAAAUGUAUCAUCCGGCAAAGAAAUAUGUGUAAAUUGUCAAAAUUGUUUCAUAAAACUGGAAUUUCGAUAUGAAGAAUUUUCAUUUGAUGAAGCUUUUACUGCAAAUGAUGCUGCAAUAAAAAAAAUUGAUGAUAUGAUAAAUAAGUUAUUUACUAGCAAGACUAGCAAAAAAAAGAUAGCUGCACCUCAAUCAAACAAUUUAAAAAUUGAGAAAACGAAAAGUGUUGUAAAAAUAAAUAAUAUUGAAGUGAAAGAUGGUGCUUGUAAGCAUUAUAAAAAAUCACAUAAAUUAUUUAAAUUCCCAUGUUGUAAUAAGAUAUUCCCAUGCCCAACAUGUCAUAAUUUAAAUAGUAACCACGAGUAUGUUCUUGCAAGAAGAGUUAUAUGUGGGUAUUGCUAUCGAGAAUUUGAUGAUGAUGAUGUGUGUAUAUGUCAAAAGGAUAAAAAAACGAAAAAAGGUGGAAACUUUUGGGAGGGGGGUAAAGGAUGUCGAAAUGCAAUAACGCUAAGUAGAAAUGAUUCGAAAAAGUAUAAGCUUUUAAAUAGACAAACCGUACAAAAAAAGAAGAAAUAA